Messenger RNA from Lottia gigantea (owl limpet), 1650 nucleotides. RefSeq lists its product as hypothetical. NCBI's taxonomy places the organism in Eukaryota, Metazoa, Mollusca, Gastropoda, Lottiidae. Gene Ontology annotation, biological process: sodium ion transport; transmembrane transport. Gene Ontology annotation, cellular component: membrane. Gene Ontology annotation, molecular function: symporter activity. The record is from RefSeq and is a predicted model, not a curated record. The coding region runs from base 1 to 1650 and encodes 549 amino acids. The transcript has 15 exons.
AUGACUAGUAAAGCUCAGUUUUCAGUAGUUGACUAUAUAGUAUUUGCUGGUAUGUUACUAAUAUCAGCUGGUAUUGGUGUUUACCAUGCUUGUGCUGGAGGGAAGCAGAAAAGUACCCGUGAGUUCUUAAUGGCAGAUAAAAGCAUGCAGUUUUUACCAGUGGCAGUGUCGGUGUUGGCAAGUUUUUUCUCGGCCUCUACAUUACUUGGUACACCAGCAGAGAUCUACCAGUUUGGUACUAUGUACUGGAUCUCUGUAUUCUCUGCCGUCCUAGCUCCAUUAACCGGGGCUCUGCUGUUUGGUCCAAUGUUUUAUCGGUUGAAGGUGGUGAGUGUAUUUGAGUAUUUGGAAAUUCGAUUUAAAUCAAAAGCUGUUCGUUUAUUUGGUGCCUUCAUAUUUCUAUUACGAGCGACUUUAGGUAUGGGAAUUGUUUUGUAUGGACCAUCUACAGCUUUAAGUGCAGUUACUGAUAUACCAGUAUGGGCUGUAAUAGUAUCUGUUGGUGCUGUUUGUACCUUUUACACUACCAUGGGUGGUAUGAAAGCUGUUAUAUGGACUGAUGUAUUUCAAACUUUAGUCAUGAUUGCAGGGAUGUUAGCUGUCUUUAUACAAGGUUGUAUUAAUUUUGACGGAAUGUCUGAAGUCUGGAGGAUUGCAAAUGAAGGUGGCAGAAUAACAUUUUUCGAUUUUAAUACUGAUCCACAUAUACGCCAUACAUUUUGGACAUUAAUAAUUGGUAUAUAUUUUGUAUGGCUGCCGCCGUAUACAGUAGAUCAACAAAUGGUACAAAGGUUUUCUUCUACCAAAUCAUUAAAACAUGCAAAAUGGGCGUUGUUAUUGAACAUACCGGGUAUGUUCAUUAUUAUUACAUUAUGUUCUUUAACCGGGUUAACACUAUAUGCUCAGUAUUCCCAAUGUGAUCCUUUGACCAUUAAAGACAUAUCUAAUCCAAAUCAGCUCCUGCCAUAUUUUGUAUUGGAUAUUUUGGGUCAUCUUCAAGGUUUACCAGGACUAUUCGUGUCCAGUUUAUUUAGUGGGGCUUUAAGUUCUGUGUCAUCUAUGUUAAAUUCACUAGCCGCGGUCACAUGGGAAGAUUUUCUGAAAUUGAAAUAUUCUCAUAUACCAGACGAGAAGGCUGCAGUGGUUACAAAAGUAUUAGCUGGUCUGUAUGGAUGUAUUGGUGUUGGUGUGGCAUUUCUAGUAAAAGAAUUGGGAGGUACAGUAUUACAGGCAUCUCUGACUAUAAACGGAGCUAUAGGGGCACCUCUGGUAGGAAUCUUUGUACUUGGUUGUUGUUUCACCAGCACUAACUGGAUUGGAGCACUAGCUGGUGGAAUAUCUGGUCUGGGAAUAGGUGUGUGGCUCAGUGUCGGCGCCUAUCUGACAGAACCAUUGGAUUUUAAACUACCGACAUCAAUAGAGAGCUGUAACAUAACUACCAAUUCUUCCAUCUUGAUAAGUGGUAUAGAAGAAUUGUAUGGGAUAUCAUAUCUAUGGUUUACAGCUAUUGGUAUAUUGGUUACAAUAGUAGUUGGUGUUAUAGUCAGUCUUUUAACAGGUUGGUCUAUUAUAUAUUUGCAGGGAUUUUUAAAAGGUAAGAUUCGCCAUCCGUUUCACCAAUCGUGCAUUGGUUUCAGAAACGAGAAAUAA